AUGGCCUUCUCCCAGGUACAAUGUCUGGACGACAGCCACGUGAACUGGCGCUCCAGCGAGUCCAAGCCCGAAUUCUUCUACAGCGAGGAGCAGCGACUGGCGCUGGAGGCGCUUGCAGCGCGCGGCCCCGAAGCCUUCCACGAAGUACUGAAGCGGGAAAACAUCCGCGACUUCCUCUCGGAGUUGGAGCUCCAGCGCAUCCUGGAGACCAUCGAGGUGUACGACCCUGGAUCCGAGGACCCACGGGACGUGGGCGGGCUCCGGGGACCCGAGGACGCUGGCGGUGAGGGCGAGGGCACCAGCGGAGCCGACGGUGCUGCCCCCACCGAGACCGAGCUGCUUCCCUCACUGGAAUACUGGCCCCAGAAGUCGGACCGCUCCAUCCCCCAGCUGGACUUGGGCUGGCCGGACACCAUUGCCUACCGCGGUGUGACACGGGCCAGCGUCUACAUGCAACCCCCCAUCGACGGGCAGACCCACAUAAAGGAGGUUGUGCGCAAGAUGAUCAGCCAGGCCCAGAAGGUCAUCGCUGUGGUCAUGGACAUGUUCACCGAUGUGGACAUCUUUAAGGACCUACUGGACGCUGGCUUCAAGAGGAAGGUGGCCGUGUACAUUAUCGUGGAUGAGAGCAGUGUCAAGUACUUUCUGCACAUGUGUGAGCGAGCCUGCAUGCACCUGGGGCACCUCAAGAACCUCAGAGUCCGGAGCAGUGGGGGAACAGAGUUCUUCACCCGGUCAGCAACGAAGUUCAAAGGAGCACUAGCCCAGAAGUUCAUGUUUGUGGAUGGAGACCGUGCUGUGUGUGGCUCUUACAGCUUCACAUGGUCAGCUGCCCGGACAGACCGGAACGUGAUCUCAGUGCUAUCUGGCCAGGUGGUAGAGAUGUUCGACCGACAGUUCCAGGAGUUGUACCUCACAUCACACAGUGUCAGCCUCAAGAGUGUUCCCAUGGAAAAGGAGCCCGAGCCCGAGCCCAUCAUGCUGCCCUCCGUGGUCCCCCUGGUGCCUGCAGGCACUGUGGCCAAGAAACUUGUCAAUCCCAAGUAUGCACUAGUCAAGGCCAAGAGUGCCGAUGAGCUCGCCAAGACCUGCACCGAGAAACCAGAGAACAAGAGGCCCCCAGGACUGCGGGGCCCAGCACUGGUGGAGCGGUCCAGUGACUUCCCGGAGCCUCCCCUGCCCAUACACCCAGGGCUACUGAACCUGGAGCGUGCCAACAUGUUUGAGUACCUGCCAACAUGGGUGGAACCAGACCCCGAGCCAGGCAGUGACAUUCUGGGCUACAUCAACAUCAUUGACCCCAAUAUCUGGAACCCACAGCCCAGUCAGAUGAACCGCAUCAAGAUCCGUGACACAUCCCAAGCCAGUGCCCAACAUCAGCUAUGGAAGCAAAGCCAGGGCUGCAGCCCCACCCCAGUGCCUGGCCUGGACCUCCCAGAUGGGCCCCCUGCCACCAAUGGCCUCCCCCAAGGGGACUCUGAACCAAGGCCCCCUGUGCCCAAGCCUCGGACAGUCCCUGUGGCAGACCUACUUGCCCAGGAUGGUGGUGGUAUUGAUUGGGCACUAGAGACCCCAGACAAGGAGACCCCCCAGAAUGGAACCGACAGUGGGCUGCCCCAGGCAAUGGGCCUGGGCCAUACCCCACUUCAGCGUCAACUGUCCAUGGCCCAGAAUGACUCCAACAGCCUGAGGGCAGGGGUUCCCAAUGGGCUGGAUGGCGAAGAGGAGGAAGAUGAUGAUGACUACGUGACCCUUAGUGACCAAGACAGCCUCUCGGGAAGCUCCAGCCAUGGCCCUGGCCCUCGGAGACCCUCAGUGGCUUCAUCUAGGUCAGAUGAGUAUUUUGAAGUUAGGGAGCGAUUGACCCCUCUCCGGAGGCGCCACUCAGAGCAGGUGGCCAAUGGGGCAGCCCCACCCCCCCGUCGACAGCUGAGUACCCCCCAUGUGAGCCGAGGGACCUUAGGUGGGCCCGUGGGGAGAUCUGCAUGGGCCCGGAGUCGAGCAAGAGAAGAGACCGAUGCCUCGAGGAGAAUGCAAACCCAGGCAGCCCCAAACAAGGAGACCCAGGGCCAGCAGUUCCACCGUUAUGGGGUACCUGCCUCCAGGACCAGGCAUAAGGAUGGCUUCCUACAGCCACUGAGAACCCCAAGGUCCCAGCAAUACCAUCCUGCAGCUGACAAUGCCCAGAGCUCCCCCAGAAAGGCAGGCCCCCACCAAUGGCAAGCCAAGGGAGAUGCAAUACCCCUUACCCUGCCAGAUGCUGGGAGCCCAACCCUGGCCAAUAGCAGGGCCACCGAGGAGCAUCCAAGUCCUUUUGGAAUCCCAUACUCCAAAUUGUCCCAGUCUAAGCAUCUCAAGGCCAGGACAGGCGGUGGCCAGUGGGCCUCAUCUGACUCCAAACGGAGGACCCAGGCCCACAGAGACCACACGGACCCCUAG
This is a messenger RNA of Chrysochloris asiatica (Cape golden mole), 2439 nucleotides long. RefSeq names its product family with sequence similarity 83, member G (gene SACK1G). NCBI's taxonomy places the organism in Eukaryota, Metazoa, Chordata, Mammalia, Afrosoricida, Chrysochloridae. The record is from RefSeq and is a predicted model, not a curated record. The coding region runs from base 1 to 2439 and encodes 812 amino acids. Gene Ontology annotation, cellular component: cytosol; nucleus. Gene Ontology annotation, biological process: BMP signaling pathway. The transcript is spliced from 5 exons.